This is a messenger RNA of Struthio camelus australis, 1309 nucleotides long. The record is from RefSeq and is a predicted model, not a curated record. NCBI's taxonomy places the organism in Eukaryota, Metazoa, Chordata, Aves, Struthioniformes, Struthionidae.
AUGGGGUGGGGAGAGGCAGCCCAGGAGCAAGUCCACGAACAGAGCUACCUGAGCUGUGGCUUUCAUGAGAGUCGCUCUUUUCUUCCAAUAAGGCGGCGUUUCGAUUUCCAGAAUCCUUCGCGGAUGGACCGCAAUGUGGAGAUGUUCAUGACCAUCGAGAAAUCUCUGGUGCAGAACAACUGCCUGGCCCGACCCAACAUCUUCCUGCACCAGGAGAUCGAGCCCAAGCUCCUGAGCAAACUGAAAGACAUAGUCAAGAGACACCAGGUAGAAGAGUGGGUCCGGCCGGUCAUGAAGAGGGACAAGCAGGUCCUCCUGCACUGGGGCUAUUACCCGGACAGCUACGACACCUGGAUCCCCGCCAGUGAGAUCGAAGCCUCGGUGGAGGAUGCGCCGACGCCGGAGAAGCCCCGGAAGGUCCAUGCCAAAUGGAUCCUAGACACGGACACCUUUAACGAGUGGAUGAACGAGGAGGACUACGAGGUGACAGAUGAGAAGAGCCCCGUCUCCCGCAGGAAGAAGAUCUCCGCCAAGACCCUAACUGACGAGGUCAGAGCCCCAGAGAGAGCUGUGGAGUGGGGGGGGGGGGGGGAUGAGCAGGAGGAUGAGAGCAUGGAGACGGCCGGCAAGGAUGAGGAGGAGAACAGCACUGGAAGCAAGGGGGAGCAGGCCAAGAACCCAGACCUGCACGAAGACAACGUGACGGAGCAGACCCAUCACAUCAUCAUCCCCAGCUACGCUGCCUGGUUUGACUACAACAGGUACAGAGCCAAGGGCGCGAGGCAGGAGGGGGCCGUGCCGGGCGCUUGGCCUCGCUCACGGCACCGGCAUCGCUCCGCUUGGGCAGAGGAGUUCUCCAAGAUGAAGGAGGAGGUGCCCACGGCCCUGGUGGAGGCGCACGUGCGGAAGGUGGAGGAGGCGGCAAAGGUGACAGGUAAAGCCGACCCUGCCUUCGGCCUGGAAAGCAGCGGCAUCGCCGGCACUGCGUCCGACGAACCGGAGCGGAUAGAGGAGAGUGGCGUUGACGAGUCGCGGGCAGACGCACAGCCCACCGAGGAGAAGAAGGAGCCCAAGGAGCCCCGGGAAGGUGGUGCCGAGGAGGAGGUGAAGGAGAAGCUGAGUGACAUUCCCAAGAAAGAGGAGGAGAAGGGCAAGGAGGCCGAGAGCGAGAAGGAGUCGGAGAAGAGUGACGGCGACGGGCUGGGUGACCUGGAGAAGGACAAGGAGGCCAAGGAGGGGCAGGAGGAGGCGCCCAAGGACCUGGUGGAGCCUGAGGCCGAGCGGAAGACCAAGGUGGAGCGCGACAUCG